AUGAGACGAUCCACUCCUUCUACUACCGGUAGCAGCCACCAGACGUCUUUGGACCAAGAAGAACCACAAUCUCUAAUAGUGCCCAACGCGAGACGCCGAGAAAUUUCUCGUUCGACCCAUGGUUGGAUUGCAGUGGCAUUUGCCGUGGUGUGUGUAUGGACGUUAGGGUGGGAGACGGCUCCGACCACGAUUGCGACGGGUUCGGAAAUUAAAGCGAUUGACGUCCUGAACGUGACGGCCGUCCUUGUAUUGCAUGGCACUGCCACAAGUAUUAGUCAAAAAAAGAAUUUGGACCGUCUGUUACCGACGCUUCUGGACCGCGAGGAAAUCCAGCAAGUGAUUCUUCUACCCAUUGACGACACAACAACAACAACAACAACGACAACCAAUAGAAGCAGCCCGUCGUACAUGACCCACGAGAAUCCCAAAGUGGAAGUCUUCCAUCCCAAGCCAGUGCAAUUGCAACGCAUGGGAACCAGUACUCGGUUUUGGGUGGCUGGAUACAAGUCCCAUCAUCCCUAUGUGCUCGUGAUGGAUGCCCACAGUAUACAACGAAUAGGCAAUUCCGCAUUGGACCAACUAUUUCGAGAAUACAAAACCAAUCCCUAUCGCAUUGUCGGUUUGCAAGGACGGUCUCACAGCUCCUUUUGGGGCAUGUUGACGCACGGUUACACAUCCACUCCGACAAACGGCCCCACCGAAGUCAUUUUGGGAUCACUCGCCUUGAUGGAAAAGGAACUGUGUCACAAUUUUCACUUGCGAAGUCACGUACUCGACAAUCAGUAUCAUGCUCAUACAAGUACAGUUGAUGCAGACGACCAACAAGAAUCAUCCUCCAUUCUUCUUCCUCCUGACGCGCAGAAUCUGAAAUGGAAUUGGGCCGACGACGUGUUCAUGAGUCUCGUCGCCAAUUUCCUAUACGGAUCCGAUGCCUAUCCAGAACCCAUUCGGAGCUGGGCCAAUGCGGGGCGCAACAAUUAUGCCAUGCCGGGGUUGGAUGUUACACUUAGCGCUAGCGCCAACAAACAAAAGUGGGCACCGUCGGAUGCCACCAUAAGGGCGGAUUGGACGUAUCGGGGCAAGUUGUGGAACUUGGCUGUGAAAAACUUGCAUACGUAUUCCAUACGAGGGGAUUAGAGAAGAGUUGGUUUGUAUGCUAGCUAGGUACCAGGUAGGAGAGGAAGCGCUCCACGAAACUAUCGCCGCGAAAGCAUGCAUGCAUGCCAGGAAGAAGUAACUCGGACUCAACAAAGAAAUCAGAAUCAGUCCACCCGACAACCGAACCGGACAGAAGGAACCUUUUGGACAACGUUUCGAUGUAUAUAUUAUCAUGACAGCCACCGGUCCAAUGAUAUACAGUACGCAUACAUUGGAUCCUGCAUGGUGUCCAUCAUGGGUCUUCCCAUUCCAGGGCCAACCUCUGUAUCUGAGAUGCUGGUCAAUCCUCAGAAACACUCAUGGAAUGACAAUGACAACUAUGUCUAUAGCUAUACCAGUGCUAAAGUUUGCAACUAGCUAGCUAUCAACCGGUAGAAAAAUCUUUGUCCUAGCCAUCAACGGACAGUUGCCAUCACUCUCUUUACUAGA
Molecule: messenger RNA, 1587 nt
Organism: Seminavis robusta
Lineage: Eukaryota; Bacillariophyta; Bacillariophyceae; Naviculales; Naviculaceae
Source: the annotation of a GenBank genome assembly